Molecule: messenger RNA, 1851 nt
Organism: Pseudozyma flocculosa PF-1
Lineage: Eukaryota; Fungi; Basidiomycota; Ustilaginomycetes; Ustilaginales; Ustilaginaceae
Exons: 2
Coding region: 1-1851 (616 amino acids)
Biological process (GO): proteasome localization; nuclear protein quality control by the ubiquitin-proteasome system
Cellular component (GO): nucleus
Source: RefSeq, a predicted model, not a curated record
AUGCCCUACCCCAGCUACCAAUCCUCCCCCCUCUUGCUGCACCACCCUCCGGCGCUGGCAAACAACGCAAACGGCCAUACCGCAUUCCAGAUGCCUUCGACCCCUUCCAGAUCCGCCUCGCCGGCGUAUGCGUCUGCGGGCGCUGCCGCCGCCGCCGCAUCAGCUUCGCCCGGCCCUGCGCACCAGAUCCCUUUCAACGCCACCCCGGUCCACCAUGCCCCCAGCCCUCUCGGCUUCGGCUUCGGCUUCGGUUCCUCCUUCGGCGGCAACAACAACCAGGCACCUCUCGCAACCCCCUCUCACUCCUCCUUUGCCGCCACCUCGGCUCUGGCCCAUUCAUUCGCCUCGCCAUCCGCCUCCCCGGCCUACUCGCCACGCAGGGCCGAUACCAAGCGCAGGCGCGACUCGGACCACGACGACGCCGACGAGGCCGACGAGGACAUGGACCAGCACUCUUCAUCGCCCCGCAUGCGGCCCGCACCCGGCAUUGGCGAUUCUACCUUCGCUGCAGCACCCCGGUCGAUGCUAGCGCCAAAACGCCUCCGUGCCGGCAUAUCCCAGGGCAGCCCCUCGUCUACCCACCUGGGCGCCGCAUCGAGCGGCCUCAACCGAUCGAUCUGGGGUCACCCUGCGGAAUCGUCCUCUUCCCAUCGCUCCUCGUCGAGCCCCGGCAAGGGCCGCAUGUCCGGCCUCGAUGUCGAUCUCGGCAAGAUGCUGGCCUCGGUCGACAAGGCGUCGCUGCUGUCGAUGCUCAUGAACCUCCUGGCGCAGAGCAAGGAUCCCAACCUCGGCGCCCAGAUCCUCUCGCUCCUCCCAACACCCUCCCUCGAGACCGUCGAGGCCGCACUGGACGAGGCCGAAAAGAACGUACGCGCCGCCAUCCCCUAUACCCAGGGCGGGGACGCCGCCGGAGUGCGCGACGAGUACACCUGGAGCCGGGUCCGAGGCCCGCUGGCCGCCUUUUCGGACGCUGCGCUCAGCUACCUGCCCUUCUUUGUCAGCGAGCUGGACGCCAAGCGCGGCGGCGCCGGCGGCUCCGGCUCGGGCGCGGACGAGGCCGUCGCCAAGCGCGAGGAGGUCCACCCUGCGACCACGUUUACCUUCCUGCACGCGCUGACGCUGCGCGUGCUGAGGCUACACGCUCUGCUGCCGCCCGUGCCCAAGAGCAGCCUGGCAUUCAGCGCACUGCGACUCGACCGGGCGCCCUCGACGUCGUUCGGCUUCGGUUUUGGCUCGGCUGCUGCAUCUGGCUCGAUGGGCGGUGGUGGCGGCGGCUCUCACUCGACCGUCGCCGGCAGUUCGCGGGGCGGUGAGAGCAAGCACUCGAACCUGGCGGAGCGCAUCCCGGAGGCGUACACGUCGCUCGUCUCGCCCGAUGCGCUGCUGUCGACGCUGAUGCCGGCGCUGCUCAAGCAGUGGACCAUCCUGGUGGAGCGGCUGGACCGGGCGGUCAAUGUCGAGGGCCGUAUGUUUGGCCAGGAGGUGGUGCUGGGCUGGGCGCGCGCACUGGACACGGUCAACACGCAGGCGUCGUCGGGCGAGGCAGGCGCCAAGCCCGAGGAUGCCAUCAUCCGCAAGGCGAUGGACGAGGUGCGCAACCGGCUGGAGCGGGACCUGGGCUGGCUCGUCGGUGGAGGGCCUGGACCUGCGACUCUGCGUUCCGCCACCCCUGUCGCCCGGCCGGUCGCCUCGGCAGGAUCGACGAGGGCCGUCAACUCUACCCAUGGCGAUGGCUCCCAGCAGCAGCAGCGUCAGCAUCUCGUCCGAUCGGCACCGGCGGCGACGUUGUCCGGGCACAUUCCGAAGCGCAGCCGUGGAUCUUCGAUGGACGACGACGAAGAGGAGCUCUAG